AUGGAUGACGCAGAGCUUUCUGAGUUCUUCGCGAACCAUUGGCGCACUGUGAAAGCCAACUGCAACAAAGAUCUCGAAGAGGGAGACCGAUUCAAACUGGAAGAAGUUCAAUCAUGGCAAGAUCUUCGCACGAUAGUGUUGGAAGGCCGCGGUGAUUUGGGAAGCGUACCUCAUCAAAUCGACCGACUCAAACCUACCCUCGUACACUACAACCAGUUCCUCGAAUUCAGCGAGAAAGAGAUGGGUACCGGGUUUUCUACCGCGUUCGUUUGGGGACUUCUGGGCGUAAUUCUCCAGGUCGCUGCUGAAGACCCACGCACUCUUGAGAAGAUACCUAAAAUGAUGAAAAGACUUGGCAACAAGAUCGAGGAGUUCAACACGUAUUGUAGGAAUGCUGAUUCGGUCACCAAACUCAUGCGGGAGGGCUGCUUCGACAUGUUGACUCAACUUGUCGAGUUUACCACGGCUUUGAUCAAAUCCAUCCGGGACAACACAUCGCCCGGGUCGUCAGAACAGUGGUCACAGCUCGAGAAGCAAUUCACAUCUACGGAACAUGACGUCAACGAGACGCUUGUACGCUUGGAGAAACUCACUCUGGUCAACUCAACGGGGGUUGCAGGUACCAUUGCUUCUCACAAGAACACAACUGCGCAUGUAUCCCGCUGCUUCAUUUUACCACCCACGAAAGCGCCCAGAUUCUUCAACCGCACCGAUGUCUUCGACAAGAUAGAUUCGGCAUUGGAACGAAAUUCUACCGGCACUUCCCUCCGUUCUGUAGCUCUGCAUGGGCUGGGUGGCAUUGGAAAGAGUGCUAUAGCCUCGCGAUAUGUCGAUAAGAAAAUCGAAGACAACGAUUACGACGCCAUCUUUUGGGUUCAGGCGGAAAAGACGGCGUCAUUACGCCAGAGCUUCACAGAUAUCGCUUUACGACUUAAGCUAGAUGGUGCGGAACCCCAGAAGCACGAGGAGAACAAGGACCUCGUGCAAGACUGGUUCCAAACAUCCACGAGUCGAUGGCUGGUAGUUUACGAUAACGUCGAGCUAGCGGAGAUCCUGAUGCCAUAUUGGCCGGGCUCGAGCCACGGAAAAGCUAUCAUCACCUCGCGUAAUCACACCCUAGCCUUCCAACCUGCUUCUUCCGGAAUCGAGAUCCUCUCGUGGGAUCCAAAAACGGGCUCAGAGUUUCUGUUCUUUCUACUCAAACAGGCGAUAGGUCGUGAUAUCCAGGAAGAGGGCAUCUCUGCUCUUGAGCUAUCGACACGACUCAAUGGACAUGCGUUGGGCAUAUCCCAUAUGGCUGGGAUGAUUCAAGACAGCGAUUGGUCGAUCACUGAAUUCAUGAAAGCAUAUCGAAAGAACCCUCGAAGUGCGCACACCAGAGACUUGGGAGACAGUAGCGAUUCAGAAGACGUCGACGACUCUGAACAAAUGAGCGACCUUGAAGCUAUAUGGCAUUUCUCGUUCACGACGCUGAAGAAGGAUCAUCCGACGAGUGUGAAGAUUCUUGGUGUUGCCGCGUUUUUGAUGCCAGACAACAUUCCACAAGCGAUAUUUGAGUUCCCAGAGGGCUCUGAGAAGAUCAAAGGUUUCAAGUUCUGCGAAGAUGGAAUCAAGUAUGUUGAGACCUUCACAUUCACAUCAAUGGACUAA
Molecule: messenger RNA, 1650 nt
Organism: Alternaria hordeiaustralica
Lineage: Eukaryota; Fungi; Ascomycota; Dothideomycetes; Pleosporales; Pleosporaceae
Exons: 3
Coding region: 1-1650 (549 amino acids)
Molecular function (GO): ADP binding
Source: RefSeq, a predicted model, not a curated record